Molecule: messenger RNA, 1072 nt
Organism: Sardina pilchardus (European sardine)
Lineage: Eukaryota; Metazoa; Chordata; Actinopteri; Clupeiformes; Clupeidae
Gene: pudp
Product: pseudouridine 5'-phosphatase
Exons: 4
Coding region: 79-783 (234 amino acids)
Molecular function (GO): phosphatase activity
Source: RefSeq, a predicted model, not a curated record
GCUGUGCUCUCAGUCUCCAUACCACUACACAUGAAACUUUCAGACUAGACAAUUAAUGCACUCGUCUAUACAGUGGACAUGGCAGCUACAGUGUCCAGUUAUAAGCCAGUCACUCAUGUCCUAUUUGACAUGGACGGCUUGUUGCUUGACACGGAGCGAUUAUACACGGUGUCUUUCCAAGAGGUCUGCGACCGCUACGGGAAGCUGUACACCUGGGAGGUGAAGGCGUCCGUGAUGGGCAAGAAGGCCUUGGACGCCUGCAGGGUCAUCCAGGAGUCCCUCGAGCUGCCGCUGACCCCGGAAGAGCUGCUGCAAGAGAGUCGUAAGAUCCAGGAGAAGAUCUUCCCCUCCGCAGCGCUAAUGCCAGGUGCGCAGAAGCUUGUCACUCACCUGCACUCUCACGGGGUGCCUAUCGCCGUGGCGACCAGCUCCGCGGGCGUGACCUUUGACAUGAAGACCGGCCGACACAAAGACUUCUUCGGUCUCUUCCAUCAUGUUGUCACGGGAGACGACCCCGAGGUGAAGAACGGCAAGCCGCAGCCCGACUCCUUCCUGGUGUGUGCCAGCCGCUUUGACCCCGUGCCCAAACCAGAGCAGUGCCUGGUGUUUGAGGAUGCGGUGAACGGUGUAGCGGCGGGCGUGGCAGCUGGGAUGCAGGUUGUCAUGGUGCCAGAUGAGCGGAUGGACCGCGCCCUUACCCAGAAUGCAACGCUGGUGCUGAGCACCCUGGUGGACUUUAGACCAGAGCUCUUCGGCCUGCCGGCAUAUGGGACGCACUCCUGACACACACACACACACACACACACACCCACAGACAGACAGACAGACUCACCGGAAGAUUCACAGAACAUCAAACACACACACUUAUUGAUGGCUGAUUACUGAUUAUUGAUUAUUGUUUAUUGUCUAUUAUUGAUUAUUGUUUUUCUGCAUGUAGCUGUGGCCUUUCUUCUAGGAAACAGUCAAUCUAGAAAGACACACACACACACACACACACAAAGUAUGUGCACACACACACACUAAUUCACAAUCAUCAGUGCUAGACACAUACACACCCACUCACACCCCCCCC